CUGUCCUCACCUUUAYGUUCUCCGCAGGAGUUUGCAGGACGUGUAGGAUGCUGAGAGUCUUUCCUCCUCGCCGCCGCUCUCCGCCCUGUGCUCCAUGACCUGAGAGCGCCGUCACAGCGGGAGGAACCAGCACCAGAACGACAGAGGAAGAGGAGGGCAGGAGGCCGAGGAAAGAGAGGGAGGAAGAGACUUUCUGUUUUGUUACAGUUUGUUUUGUCUCACGGCGAUGGCGGCGACUGAGGCCAGCGCGGCGCCGAUGGUCCAGGAGGACGGAAAACCUCCUGAAAACAAGCCGACGGAGGAGGAGGAGCCGGAGACAAUGUCCAACUCAGAGACUGUCCACAGCGAGGUGGAGAAAGAUGGCACGGCCGAUAACAAAGAGACUGUGAACAACGACACAGCUGCACCGCCGCCCAGCUCCGAGGAGGGAGGAGCUGCAGCAGCAGGUGGGGAGGCGGCACCUCCUCAGAGCUCAGAAAACGCCUCCRCCGCGGAGCCCAAGACCUCCUUCCUGGACUCCUUCCUCAACAAGAGUGGCCUGGGGAAGGUGAUGGGAGGGAGGAAGAAGAAGGAGCACAGUUCCGCCGCAGGAGGAGGAGAGGAGGGCGCCGCCGAAGGAGGCGAGAAGGAGGGAGAGAAGGCAGGCGAGGAAGCUGCGGCGGGUGAAGGAGGAGCAGAGGGAGGUGCAGAAGGGGAAGCAGCGACGGACAAAGCUGCGGAGAAUGGAGAGAAGGAGGACGAGAAGAAGGAGGAGGAGAAGAAGGAGGAGGAGAAGAAGGAGGAGGAGAAGAAGGGGAAACCAGCGGAAACAAAAUCUUCGGUUCGAGAUCUGAUCAGGAAGCCGGUGGCGAGGAUCUUCUCCCAUCGCAGCACCGAGAAGAAAGACGGCGCCGCCGCAGAGCCCGAGAAACAAGUCAAGGUCCGGUCCAAGUCCCUGGACCGUCUGGAAGAUCCCGAAGCACUUAACGCCGCCUCAGACACUACCGUGGAGGAGGGAGGAGCAGCGGCAGGAGCAGGAGGAGCAGAGGAAGAGCAGAAGGCCUCGUCCUCCUCAGCCACGAAGCACAUGAGGCGCUGGCACUCCUUCAAGAAACUCAUGGCCCAAAAGGCUCACAAGAAGAGCGGCGGAGCAGAGGACGGGAAGGAGGAUGAAGAAGGAGGCGGGGGAGACUCCUCCACGCUGGACUCCAAGGAGUCUGGACACAAGAGGUGGAAGCUGAAACGCUCCUGGACCUUCCAGGGCCUGAAGAGGGACCCGUCCGUGUCCGGCAUCAGCGGCAAGGCCAAGAACUCGGAGAAGGAGUCCGCCGAGAAAACGGAGGAGGCCGCGGGAGGAGGAGCAGAGGACGGGGAGGAGGCCAAGGCCGACGCAGGGGCGGAGGAGGCCAAGGCGGAGGGAGGGGAGGAGAAGGCGGAGGGAGGGGAGGAGGAGAAGGCCACGACGGCAGGAGGGGGGACGGUGACGCAUCACGCCAACGAGAUCUGGACCUCCUUCAAGAAACGGGUCAUCCCCAAAAGCAAACGAGCCAACACCGAGUGCGCCCCCACCGCCGAGGAGGA
Molecule: messenger RNA, 1560 nt
Organism: Austrofundulus limnaeus
Lineage: Eukaryota; Metazoa; Chordata; Actinopteri; Cyprinodontiformes; Rivulidae
Product: myristoylated alanine-rich C-kinase substrate
Source: RefSeq, a predicted model, not a curated record